CAAGUUAAAGAUAGACACAGUGGACGCCAGAAACUGGAAGCCGGGUUUUUAAAACUCCUGUCUCUCCCUAGAAUUUCAGAGUUGGUUAUGUAUGAUCUCAGGGGUAAUUAGCCAUUUGGCUAAAUCUGUUUUCCCAUGAAUGUACUAGCAAUCACUGUGUGCUCUAGAUGAACUGGCACUAAAAAGGUUGAAGAGGGGAUGCUGUACCUGGUCCAGGAUAAAUAGGAUUUACAAGCCCCUGGAAGCACUUGAGAAGUCUUCAAAUGCCACAAUCAACUGCUAUUUCAAAGAAAACAAAAUAGAUGGUUCUGGAAAGUCCAUGCUGUUUCUUCACUGAAUUUUAGAAUGAUUGAAGAUAGUGGAAAAAGAGGAAAUACCAUGGCAGAAAGAAGACAGCUGUUUGCAGAGAUGAGGGCUCAAGAUCUGGAUCGCAUCCGACUCUCCACCUACAGAACAGCAUGCAAGCUGAGAUUUGUGCAGAAGAAAUGCAAUUUGCACCUGGUGGACAUUUGGAACGUCAUUGAGGCCCUGCGGGAAAACGCUUUGAAUAACCUGGACCCAAACAUAGAGCUCAACGUGGCCCGCCUGGAGGCAGUGCUCUCCACGAUUUUUUACCAGCUCAACAAGCGGAUGCCAACCACUCACCAAAUCCACGUGGAGCAGUCCAUCAGUCUCCUGCUGAACUUCCUGCUCGCAGCCUUUGACCCGGAAGGCCAUGGUAAAAUCUCAGUAUUUGCUGUCAAAAUGGCUUUGGCUACACUGUGUGGAGGAAAGAUCAUGGACAAGUUAAGAUAUAUUUUCUCAAUGAUCUCUGACUCCAGUGGAGUGAUGGUUUAUGGAAGAUACGACCAGUUCCUUCGGGAAGUUCUCAAACUACCCACAGCAGUUUUCGAAGGUCCUUCGUUUGGCUACACAGAACAGUCAGCUAGAUCCUGUUUCUCUCAACAGAAAAAGGUCACCUUAAAUGGCUUCUUGGACACGCUCAUGUCGGACCCUCCUCCACAGUGUCUAGUAUGGCUGCCUCUUCUGCAUCGACUGGCAAAUGUAGAGAACGUCUUCCAUCCGGUUGAGUGUUCCUACUGUCACAGCGAGAGCAUGAUGGGAUUCCGAUACCGAUGCCAACAGUGUCACAACUACCAGCUUUGCCAGGACUGCUUCUGGAGGGGCCACGCUGGAGGUUCUCACAGCAACCAGCACCAAAUGAAGGAGUACACAUCGUGGAAGUCACCUGCGAAGAAGCUGACGAAUGCACUGAGCAAGUCCCUGAGCUGUGCUUCAAGCCGUGAGCCUUUACACCCCAUGUUCCCAGACCAGCCUGAAAAGCCACUCAACUUGGCUCACAUCGUGCCUCCAAGACCUGUAACCAGCAUGAACGACACACUCUUCUCUCACUCUGUACCCUCCUCAGGAAGUCCUUUCAUCACCAGAAGUAUGCUUGAGAGUUCGAACCGGCUGGAUGAAGAGCACAGGCUGAUCGCCAGGUACGCCGCACGGCUGGCAGCAGAAUCCUCCUCAUCUCAGCCCACACAGCAGAGGAGUGCCCCUGACAUCUCCUUCACCAUCGAUGCAAACAAGCAGCAAAGGCAGCUCAUUGCAGAGCUGGAGAACAAGAACAGAGAAAUCUUACAAGAGAUUCAGAGACUUCGAGUGGAACAUGAGCAAGCGUCUCAGCCCACACCCGAGAAGGCUCAGCAGAACCCAACCUUGCUGGCAGAACUCCGGCUCCUCAGGCAGCGCAAGGAUGAGCUAGAACAGAGGAUGUCUGCUCUCCAGGAGAGCCGGAGAGAGCUGAUGGUCCAAUUGGAAGGUCUCAUGAAGCUACUGAAGACCCAGGGGGCAGGCUCCCCACGCUCUUCCCCCAGCCAUACCAUCAGCAGGCCCAUCCCCAUGCCCAUCCGGUCGGCAUCUGCCUGUUCCACACCAACGCACACCCCACAGGACUCCCUCACUGGGGUAGGGGGAGAUGUGCAAGAGGCGUUUGCACAAAGCUCAAGAAGGAACCUAAGGAAUGACCUGCUGGUGGCUGCAGACUCCAUCACCAAUACCAUGUCCUCUCUGGUGAAGGAGCUGAAUUCAGAGGUGGCGAGUGAAACAGAAAGUACUGUGGAUUCCGACUUUGCGAGGACUCAGUUUGAGGAUCUGGUUCCAUCUCCGACCUCUGAGAAGGCUUUUCUAGCCCAGAUCCACGCUCGGAAACCUGGGUACAUUCACGGUGGAGCUACAAGUACCGUGCAUGGUGACAUGGUCCCGGAAGAUGGGGACCCUUACACGCACCCCGAGGACGGCCACUAUGAGAACGAGUCUGUGCGGCAGCUGGAGAGCGAGCUGCAGAUGGAGGAGUAUCUGAAGCACAAACUGCAGGAUGAGGCCUACCAGGUCAGCUUGCAAGGUUGAAUGCAAUGCCCUUUUCUCACUCUCCUCUCAAGCAAGCUAUAGUCAGACAGUUGAGGAAAGAUACACGCCAUCCGGUGGUGGAGAGAGCUGUGCCCACCCGACAGAGAGGAGGAAGACUGCAGCCUGGAAGCAGCCUCACCCACAGAGGAGUCACCACACCCAGCAGCUCCGACAACCCCGUCCCCUAAAGAUGUGUUCCGAUGCCCGUAGUGCAGCUAGCUUUCUGUUCUAAAAUCUGUAGUUCCUAGGUGUGUGUUGUAGAAGGGGGGUGGGGGCUCGAAACUUCCAUUCCCGAUAGUUUAUCAACUCCAUCUUCUGUAGCGUGGCUCAUCCCUGGUUCAAAGCCCACACCCACAGGCCGAGAGCCUGCUGCUAUCACACACAGAACAGCAGUGCUAACGAGCAUUUUAAACCUUUGCAUACAAAUAUUGAACCCGUUCCGUUUACAACGACAAUAUUAAUACUGUUUGUAGCUAGAAUUUUCAUUUCUGGAUUCUUUGAGAUUUUAGCAAAGACAGUUAUAUUGUAUACUUUACAUUUCCCCCCACAGCAACUGGGAAGGGGGCGGGAGCAGGGGCUGGGGACAACAAUCUACAAUAAGAUUUAGUUUUUGAGUGUCCAAACUCAGGACCCAGGAGCCAAGAAGGGUCCUUGGCCUGCCCAUGUCCCCAAGUCCCUAUGAAAAACGACUUAAACCUACCAACAGAAAUAAUGGGUUCUUGGGAGCUUAUUUCCAACUCGGAUUGUUUUCCUUCAACCUACUCUAAUGAAUCAGCCAUAGAAUUUAGUGUAAAUACUUUUUCCAAAUAGAUCUCAUAUUCAAAAAAAAUGAAAAGAGAGACAACAAGCAAAUGAUAUAGAAUCUAGUUUUUAAAAAUCAACACAGAUCUUCUUUUAAAACUGUGAACUAUGUUUUGGAAUACUCGUUACUAAAGCUGUUUAUAAACCACAGGUGCCAUAAGACCCCCCCCAGCGGACUCCGGUUAUCUGCACUCCUCCAGGUCUUGCUCUCCACAUUGUAUCUUUAGGAAGCAUGUCUUACACAGCACUGCUCAUUGACAAGUUCCCUCAUCGGUAGUCCCGAGGCCUUCAGCUUUAAACGUAUGGGCUUAAAGUGCGCUUGCUCCGCUUUUCUUUCUGAAUGUUGACUGCCUUACCUGGCCACCUGGUGUUCUGCAUGCAGCAGCUGUGUGGGCAUGUGAAAGGAGACAGACAAGCUCUUCAGUGUGGCACUGGGAUUUCACCCUCAGUUGGAAGCUGGUGUGUAAGAGAACUGUCAAAGACAAGAGGAUAAGAGCCUGUGGACUGAUGGUCCCCUUCUCGAGGCCCCUCAUUAGAGAGACCUCAGAGGAGCCUCCCUUAGCAAUUCUGGCAAAACCAGAAAAGUAAUUGAUUGUUUCCAGAUCUGAUGUAUAGGAGAAAGAAAAAGCCAGACACCCGUCGGCUGUCUUAAAACUAGAAGCCUUUCUUGAAUUCCUGUUUUUUCUUCUAAAAGAGAGAAGGGAACAUCAUUUCAGAAGAGUGAUUUGCUCAGAAUGUGUCUGUCAGACCAGCAAUGUUAAUGUCACCCAGAAGUCUUACCAAUGUGAAUUCCUAGGCUCCCACCCAGACCCACUGAAUCAGAAACUCUGGGUCUGGGCCUAGUGACCCAUGGUUUAAUGGCCCCUCCCCCAACAGUUCUGAUGCGUGCUAUGAAGUGGAAAUCAUUGUUCUAGAAUAGAGUUGUAUAGGAAAGAAUAAAAAGGGCCUUAUCCAGUGCUAGGGUGUGACUCAACUGGCCAAGGGUUUGCCUAGCUUACACAAAGCCCUUAGUCCAAACUUCCAGGGCUGUAUAAACCUGGCAUGGUGACUCGUGCCUAUGAUCCGAGCACUCAGGAGAUUGGGAGUUCAAGGUCAUCCUCAGCUACAUAGUAAAUUUGAGGCCAGCCUGGGAUAUAUAUAACACCCUGUCUUGAAGAAGCAUGGGUGGGGGUGGUAUAUAGAAUAAAUUUUAAAAAAUAUUCUAAGUGGACCUCAGAUUUAAUUUCUCCCACCCCACCCUCUUGGUCUGUGACUGAGAGGCUGAGGGCUCACUUUCUGGCCCCACCGUCUGCAGGCAGAGUGCUAUUUGUGUCCUCACCUCUGCAUUUGGUCAGAAACUAUCUCCAGAGCUGCCCUUUAAACAAAUCAGCUUGAGGACAGCCGAGGGCAUGAUUGGCAUCAGUAGAGGAUCCCAUGCUGUCCCCAGGUGUUCUUAGUCUAUUUUCUUCCAGAAAACCCACCUCGCAAAAUCCCCUGAGCACAGGCUAGCACCAAAGUCGCACAACUGCACAGUUCUCUGAUUUCUUUGCACAGGUGGAUUUUGUUGUGGGUUCUGUUGGCGUGUCUUACCGUUCAUCUCGCUUCCCCUGCCCAUCAUCUUCUGUGAAACCACACCUCUCUAGAUGGUGCAGGUGGCCUUGGUGCCUCAUACUCAGUACUGAAAACCACUACAUCCCAGAUACCUACAUCUCUGUCAGCGCAAAUCACCGUCACAUAGUACUCAGACCCUACUGGUGACCCUCAGUCACUGGCUGGGCUGAACUGACCCAUGUCGUCUCUUUGGUUUUCUACAUUAAAAUGUGUGUCUAAGGUCAGAACCAUUCUACUAAAAACCUUCCCUCGUGCCACAGUUCCAUUACCCAGCAGCUCCAUCCCUCGGUAUCGACUCCAUCCUACAAAGCCAUUGCAAGAACUCUCUGGAAACCACUACCAGUGAGCAAUUUCUCACUAACCAGCCACCUUUUCUUUCCCUUAGCUCCACGUCAGCACUGAGACCAGACUCAAGCACCCCUGUCCUGUAACCGAGACAAAAUGGCGUGUGUUGUUUUGGGGUUUUGUGAUUGU
This is a messenger RNA of Apodemus sylvaticus (European woodmouse), 5259 nucleotides long. RefSeq names its product dystrobrevin alpha (gene Dtna). Gene Ontology annotation, biological process: synaptic signaling. The record is from RefSeq and is a predicted model, not a curated record. The transcript is spliced from 21 exons. Gene Ontology annotation, molecular function: zinc ion binding. NCBI's taxonomy places the organism in Eukaryota, Metazoa, Chordata, Mammalia, Rodentia, Muridae. Gene Ontology annotation, cellular component: synapse; plasma membrane. Bases 346 to 2394 code for a protein of 682 amino acids.